GCCAUCGCCGCCAUGGAGCCGGAGCGGCUGCGGCGCCGCCUCAGCUCCGCGUUCCGCCUGCGGGGGCUCGUCCUGCGCCCGGAUGCCCUGAAGUAUCUCAUCGAAGCUUUCCAGUCCACCAGUGAGGGAGAACUUGAUGAUAUAAUUGAAAAUGUCAUCGAUGCAGUUGAAAAACAGCCUUUGUCAUCCAAUAUGAUCGAGCAGCCCUUGGUGGAAGCAGCUGUCCAGGAAUGCAGCCGGGCCGCGGAUGAGGCGAUAGAAAAUGUUUUCAACAUUAUUGGAGCCUUUGACAUUCCACGUUUUAUUUAUAAUUCAGAAAGAAAGAAGUUUCUGCCCCUGUCCAUGACUGACCUGCCUAGGCCGAGUUUAUUUGGCACUGCCAGGGACAAGGCGGAGCUGUUCCGGGAGCGCUACUCCAUCCUCCAGCAGAGGAUUCACAGACAUGAGCUGUUCACUCCUUCACCAGUUGCUGCUCAUCCUGAUGAUAGCAAGAGCAAAUUCCAGCUCAAGACAGUAGAAACUCUCCUGGGAAAUACAGCUAAAAUGGAAGAAGUGAUUGUGCUUGGGAUGAUGACUCAGCUCAAGGAGGGGAAAUUUUUCCUAGAAGACCCCACAGGAGUGGUCCAGCUGGACCUUAGUAAAGCACAGUUCCACAGUGGGUUAUACACUGAAUCCUGCUUUGUUCUGGCAGAAGGUUGGUAUGAAGAUAAAGUUUUUCAUGUGAACGCUUUUGGAUUUCCGCCCACUGAGCCUUCUGCUACCACGAGAGCCUUCUAUGGGAAUAUAAACUUCUUUGGAGGGCCUUCCUCAUCGUCAGUGAAGGCUUCUGCAAAGCUGAAGCAGCUGGAGGAGGAGAAUGAAGAUGCCAUGUUUGUGUUUGUGUCUGAUGUGUGGCUGGACCAAGCAGAAGUGCUGGAAAAGCUUCACACAAUGUUUUCGGGUUAUUCCUCUGCACCUCCCACCUGCUUUUUCUUCUGUGGAAAUUUUUCAUCUGCACCAUAUGGCAAAAAUCAAAUCCAGUCCCUGAAAGGUUCUUUGAAAGCUCUGGCAGAUAUUAUAUGUGAAUAUCCCAGCAUCCAUAAAAGUAGUCGAUUUGUGUUUGUCCCUGGUCCUGAAGAUCCUGGGCCUGGAUCUAUUUUACCAAGACCCCCUUUGGCUGAAAAUAUCACUCAGGAAUUCAGACAGCUGGUGCCAUUUUCAGUUUUCACCACAAAUCCCUGCAGGAUUCAAUACUGCACCCAAGAAAUCAUUAUUUUUCGGGAAGAUUUGGUCAACAAAAUGUGCAGGAAUUGUGUCCGCUUCCCAAGCAGCAACAUGGACAUUCCCAACCAUUUUGUAAAGACCAUUUUAUCCCAGGGACACCUGAGCCCGCUGCCACUGAACGUCAGCCCCGUGUUCUGGGCCUACGAUUACUCCCUGAGGGUUUAUCCCGUGCCAGACCUGCUCGUCACCGCUGACAAACACGACCCCUUCACUGUCACCAACAGUGACUGCCUCUGCAUCAACCCUGUGAGACCCCCUGAGCACUCAAUUCCCAGCUCCCUCACUCCCUGCACUGCAUUUUCCUCACACAAAUGUGAUUUUUUUUUUCCCCUUUUCCUUCACAGGGUUCAUUUCCCAGAAGUGGAUUUUCCUUCAAGGUGUUCUACCCCUCCAACAAGACAGUUGAAGACAGCAAGCUUCAAGGACUCUGAAUUUUUGUGGCACUGAAAAAAGGCAGUGAACCCAUGUGAAGCUAACAGUAGCUCUUAUUUUUUACGUGCCUUAGUUUCAUGAUGUAUUGUGGACUUUUUAUAAUAAAUGUCCAAGUCAAAACCGAAUUGUUUUGUACAGAAAUAAACUUUUACAGGAAAAGACACUGGUGUCAGUUAAGUUGUAAAGUCAGAAUGAAAAAUAAUUGGCAAGACAUAAAAAAGUUAAGUGGAUGAACCAGCUGCAUCAGAACAGGAAAUGAGCAUCUUUAAAAAAAAAAGGAAUUAAAGUUAAGGAGAACUUGCAUUGCUAGUUAUCAGAGAGGGAGUCUGGAAAUGGGGGAAGGAUUUUUCUUUUUCUUUGGGAAAUGCCCAGGAAAGAUCUGAGAGGUGUUUUAUAAUGGCAGCACCUAUUUGAAGAUGGUGUUAUGCAGACAGGACAGGGAGUGCUAAAAGCAAGGACAUGAUCCUUUAGAACUUCUGGAGAAGGCUGGCAGGAGGAAAUCUUGAUGGAGGGAAGUGGGAAAGAGCAAAACUCAGCCAACCCCUGCUCCAGGUGCUUGUGGGCAUGGAGAGCAGAGUGGGGCUGCCCCAAGUGCCCAGGCCAGGUGUGCCACAGUGGGGAACCUCUGUGUCACAGCCCGCUGGGCUGCCAUGGCCCAGGGCAGGAACAGGAGCGACAGUGGGACACGGGCUGAGGGGACACAGGCUCUGAGGGGGCACGGGUUCUGAGGGGACAGCAGGGCCGGGAUGGAACCUGGGUCCCAUACGAGACUGGACUGCUGAUUUAAAAAUGCUCUGUGAGGGGAUGACCCUGGAGCUCAGAGCUCUGGGAUAGGGAUAGAACAUAAACUUUGAUGACGGUGCUAAACCAGCCCUGCUGAUGCCAGGGGUGAUGUCCGGAAACCACUGAAGGGAGGGAUGGAGAGGCCUCGGCCCUGAGGGACAGCCCGCCAUGUUGUUUGCCGUCUCUAUAGUAACCGGCGCGCCGGCGCCGCCAUCUUGUUU
Messenger RNA from Pseudopodoces humilis (Tibetan ground-tit), 2699 nucleotides. RefSeq names its product DNA polymerase epsilon 2, accessory subunit (gene POLE2). Gene Ontology annotation, cellular component: epsilon DNA polymerase complex. The record is from RefSeq and is a predicted model, not a curated record. Gene Ontology annotation, biological process: DNA-templated DNA replication; error-prone translesion synthesis. Gene Ontology annotation, molecular function: DNA binding. Lineage: Eukaryota; Metazoa; Chordata; Aves; Passeriformes; Paridae.